Molecule: messenger RNA, 598 nt
Organism: Fukomys damarensis (Damara mole-rat)
Lineage: Eukaryota; Metazoa; Chordata; Mammalia; Rodentia; Bathyergidae
Gene: Ly6d
Product: lymphocyte antigen 6 family member D
Exons: 3
Coding region: 15-407 (130 amino acids)
Biological process (GO): lymphocyte differentiation
Cellular component (GO): cell surface
Source: RefSeq, a predicted model, not a curated record
ACAGAGGAUUGAGGAUGAAGACAGUCUGGCUGUUCCUCAUCACCCUGGCUGUGACCCUGGGCCCAGCCUACACACUCCGCUGUCAUGUGUGUACCAACACCAGCAACUGCAAGCAGCCCCAGUCCUGCCCUAGCAGCUCCCGCUACUGCAAGACCGUGACUUCAGUGGAGUCUCUGGCAGGGAACCUGGUGAAGAAGACCUGUGAGGACUCAUGCAUACCUUCCCACAGCCAGCAGGGCCACCAGGUCAGCAGUGGCGCAGAGUCAACACAAUGCUGCCAGGAAGACCUGUGCAAUGUGGGGCUGAACAGUGCUACAUCAGCUGGUGCCUCUCUCAACAGCAUGUUGGGCCUAGUGCUGAUCCUUACCCUGGGAUUCUUUAACCUCCUCUUGGCUGCCAAUCUGUAACCCCUUUCCCUUUCAUUCCCUCUUUUAUCACAUGGGGCUGCUAAAGCCAGAGACUCCCUACAGGCUGGGGACCAGUCCUGGUGGGCACAGGAUAUCUCUCGAGACAAAAGGAGUGGCCAGGCAGGCAGUAUGGGGGCAAAGUACAGACAUCGUUCAGAUUCCCCCUCCUGAAUUUUCUACUUAUGUUAAAU